UGGCGUACAUAAAUAAUUAAAUACCCACCACUCUCCGAUCUCCGACCUAGAUCUCCAGCUAGCUUUAAUCAAGAACAACAUUCCAAACGCAUCUGAAGCUGAGAAUGUCGUCCCCCGUGAGUUCAGAAAAGAAGAAAAGGGUUCCCGGAACACCAAAGACACCUCAAGAUGAGGAUUCUCAGUUGAAGUCACGGCGUAAGUCGGUUCCCAGGGACAUGCAGCAGGUGUGUGGACAGGAUGAGCCUGCAAAGAAAUCCCCCUCAGAUUUUAAAACGCUGGAUCGCUCUCGACAGAACACGCCGGCAACGGACAACUCGCCUCUUGACAGCAAGAGAAGUGGGAGUUUUACUCCAAAAACCCCAGUAGCAUCAUUGCGUGAUCAUGGGCCACUUACUCGCCGCCAGUCCAUUUGUGAGAAGGAGCUGCCACGUAAAGCUCUAUUCCCAGGACCAGAGGCAGAGUCCCCAUGCGAAUCCUCCUCUAAAUAUAAAACUCCAGAUCUGUCUCAUCAGAAGAUGUCAAGAGGACCCAUGACCAUACCAGCAACGGAAUACAGGCCUCUUGAUAGCACAAGCGAUGGGAAGGCUAUCAAGGCGCCAAGCACACAUCCCCAAGAGGCACCAAGGAAGAGCCAUCGCUCUCGUAGUCGUCUGCUCAAUAACCCUGAGGCUGACAUGGUGAUGCAACCCAGAUCUCUAUUCCAAGAGCCUGCUUUACCAGAGUCCCCAUGCGAAUCCUCGAAUUCCAAUCGAGCUCGAUCUAUCCAUCAGCGUGAGUUACACAAGGGCGGAGAAUUUUAAAAGAUUCAUAGGGAAAAAAAAAAAAAAAAAAAAAAAGUAUUUGGGGGAGGCUUACUAGAAUAAACCUAACUAGAUAAUUUCGUUUUCUGUUUUUCCAUAGCUUGUUUGUAAUCUCUAGCUUCUUUUUCUUCUUCUCUUUUAUUCGAUAACAGAGAAAAGGACAAAAUGGGAGUUAGAAGGUGGGUCAUUUUUCUUUUUUAUAAUCAAUGGGGGAGGGGAGGUGGGUCUUUUCUAUUAUGCUUGUUUGUGGUCUCUGUGUGGUAUAGUCACGG
Molecule: messenger RNA, 1072 nt
Organism: Corylus avellana
Lineage: Eukaryota; Viridiplantae; Streptophyta; Magnoliopsida; Fagales; Betulaceae
Source: RefSeq, a predicted model, not a curated record